UUUCAGUUUCCUAUCAUCAUUAACAUGACUUACGUAUUUCGUGUAGUUUAAUUCAAAUAAAUAAACUAACUUGUCCACUACAGUGUUAGUGACAAGAAUUUAGUUUAACUGAACAAGUGUUUGUUAUUUACCAAGUUAUUCAUGUGUGAAAUGUUAUAAUUGGUGACAUAACCUAUAAUCUUAUAUCGUGCCUUAGUACUGUAAAGUUUAUAAACCCUCGUCAUAGUUUAAAAGGUUGAAUAAAAUGGAAAAUGAAAGAAUCAGAAACGUUAUCCGUGUGGGUUCAAGGAAAAGCGAGCUGGCGCUCAUACAAACAAACUAUGUAAUAGAUUGCUUGAAGAAAGUGUAUCCAGAUAAAGAAUUUACAUUAGUAACCAUGACAACCCUGGGUGACCGUAUACUUGAUGUGUCGCUCCCGAAAAUCGGGGAGAAAUCACUCUUCACAAAGGACCUUGAAGACGCAUUGAGAAAUAAUACUGUAGAUUUUGUAGUUCAUUCUUUAAAAGAUUUACCGACAACACUACCAGAUGGACUGGCUAUAGGAGCUGUUUUUGAGAGAGAAGACCCGAGAGACGCGCUAGUCGUGCGGGAAGAUAUCAAGGAAACCACACUCGCUGACCUUCCAGAAGGUUCAGUCAUUGGUACAUCAUCAUUACGUCGAACAGCACAAUUAAAAGGUAGUUACCCUAAACUAAAAGUGAUCGACGUUAGAGGGAACCUUAACACGCGGUUAAGGAAACUCGACGAUCCUACAACGGAAUACAGCGCAUUAUUGCUUGCACACGCCGGCUUACAACGUAUGGGAUGGGGAAAUAGGGUCACUAAGGUGUUACCAUGUUCAGAAAUGAUGUACGCAGUGGGCCAAGGGGCUUUGGCGGUAGAAUGUAGAGCGGAUAACGAAGAGAUCCUAGAAAUGUUGGCGCCUUACAACCACGUGGAAACGUAUUGCAGAGUCUUGGCUGAGAGGAGCUUUUUGAAGACUUUAGGUGGCGGUUGCAGCGCCCCCGUAGGAGUUUCGACCAAACUAAAAAAACUAGACACGAAUUUCUCUCUAACCAUAUCUGGAGGUGUCUGGAGUUUAACGGGAGACACAAGGAUAGAUCACACGCUCGAACAAACAUUCGAACAAAUAAAGAAAACACAGAAACACAAACUAAGCCCCACAGAAGAUGAACCCAAAAAGAAAAUCAAAGUAGACGAAACUAGAACGGAUAAAAACUACAAUCCCUUGGAAGAAAUGGACAGAAUGAUAAAGGAAAGGCGGGGAAAUUUAAGCUGUGUUGAUACAAGAACUCCAGAAGAAAUUAAAGCACUAUCGGAAACUAUAUUUUGUGGUUUGACAGAAAAUAAAAGUAUUCCGCUCGAUGUGAUUCAGAAAUGUGAUAGUUUAGGUCGAGAUCUGGCAAAUGAAUUGAUAUCUAAAGGCGCUUUAGAGGUUAUGAAGGUAUCUCAAGAUAUUAUAAGAAGUUCUGUGCAAUCUUGAUGUUCCGACGCAAUUUUUUUAUAUUUUAUUGAAUUUUAAAUUUUGCUCAUAUAGGAAAAUUAUUUUUUUUGUAAUUGAUAUACGGUAGUAAAAGCUCUGGCAAUAUGAAAUUAAAAUGUAUGCUUUCAAAAUAAAUUUGCAAUAUUUAUGUUGAGCAUACAAAGAAAAAUGUACAAAUUUUUAGUAAAUUUUUGUUGUCGGUUUUAAAGAA
This is a messenger RNA of Colias croceus (clouded yellow), 1694 nucleotides long. Its product is annotated as porphobilinogen deaminase. The record is from RefSeq and is a predicted model, not a curated record. NCBI's taxonomy places the organism in Eukaryota, Metazoa, Arthropoda, Insecta, Lepidoptera, Pieridae. The transcript is spliced from 7 exons. Gene Ontology annotation, cellular component: cytoplasm. Gene Ontology annotation, biological process: heme biosynthetic process. The coding region runs from base 245 to 1483 and encodes 412 amino acids. Gene Ontology annotation, molecular function: hydroxymethylbilane synthase activity.